This is a messenger RNA of Nothobranchius furzeri (turquoise killifish), 3225 nucleotides long. RefSeq names its product docking protein 4 (gene dok4). Gene Ontology annotation, cellular component: cytoplasm. Gene Ontology annotation, biological process: positive regulation of MAPK cascade; Ras protein signal transduction; cell surface receptor protein tyrosine kinase signaling pathway. The record is from RefSeq and is a predicted model, not a curated record. NCBI's taxonomy places the organism in Eukaryota, Metazoa, Chordata, Actinopteri, Cyprinodontiformes, Nothobranchiidae.
AGGUGUCCAGAUGUUACUCCACAUGUAAGAACAUCAAACACGGAUGACACUGGCAGCUCAUGGCGUAAACUCCGACUCAUCAGCACAUCUCUCUAGACAGACAGACGCUUUUCUUUAUGCUCACCAAAAAGACAUAACUGUGUUUGGAGUUGCUUUUAUUCAGAUGUUCUGUGAUUUCUGUUGAUUAGUUUUUUUAAUUGUUAUUUUCCAUGCAUACUCUCACUUGACUGGCUGUCAGUGUGACUGACGUUGGAGCUCACAUCCAACAAGUCCAAGCUGUGAUCUCCCAGAGCAACACCAUCCAUCCAUCACCUCGAGUGCCUCAGCCGACCCUGGUCACACACGCACGCACAGCAGGGUGAAUGUGUCAUUUAUUGAACGACUCGUUAAGUUUGGUUUAGUGUACCUGAGACUGUUGGCUUGUUUCGCUCCCCGGUAGGAGGCGGGUCCGGUUACAACUGGGCGGGGUUAGUUCUGCUGUCCUGUCGGCUUCUGUCUGUCCUCGCGACUCGCUGACUGUCCAGCAGCCCGAAAGAGAUCGUCGGAGGAACACAGAGAGCAACAUAACGCCGAACUAGAGCGUUUGGAUUUACCGUCACCGGGGCAUCUGCUGCUGCUGGCGGAGCUGUAGCAGGACGGAGGACUGGACGAGUCCGCCCGCGUAUCCUCCAGGGUCGGUGAGAACGGAACCAACCAACCCUCACACCGCAACCAGGGAGAAGACAAAAGAAGAACUGCUUGAACAAUAGCAUGGAGGACAAACAGGCGAAAGAUAAAGAUCAGUGAAAGCAGCAGGGAUGGAGUGGUGAAACAGCUGGUAUGAAAAAAAGAGAAGAAACAUAGCAGAUAAACAGAAAACGAGUGAAUCCAGAUCAAAAGACAGACAAAAAACCCAGGAAAGGGCAGCAGGACAGAGGCUGAAAGAAGAUGGAAACUUUGGCAAAAUAGACGCCGAAGGUGAGCAGCUGGUUAUGGGACUGAAGACACAUCUGGAUGGUUAAGCCCCUCCUGAGAUGGCCUCCAGCUUUAAUGACAUCAUCAAACAGGGCUACGUUCGUAUGCGUAGCCGGAAACUUGGGAUCUAUCGACGUUGUUGGCUUGUGUUGAAAAAGUCAUCCAGUAAAGGACCUUGUCGUCUGGAGAAAUACCCUGAUGAGAAGGCUGCCUUCAUCAGAACAUGUCCUAAAGUGACAGAUAUUACUAAUGUGAAGAACAUCACCCGGUUACCUCGGGAUACCAAGCGACAGGCAGUGGCCAUGGUGUUCACAGAUGGCACCUCACGAACCUUCAGUUGUGACUCAGACCUGGAGGCAGAGGACUGGUUCAAAGUACUGUCAAUCGAAGGCCUCGGGAUACGUCUAAAUGACAUCAGUACGGGGGAGCCUGACCUCCUGGCAGCUGGGGUGCAGUGUGAACACACAGAGCGUUUCAAUGUGUUUCUCCUUCCAUGUCCCAACCUGGACAUUUAUGGGGAGUGUAUGAUGCAGAUCACCCGAGAAAAUAUCUACCUGUGGGACAUCCACAACCAUCGCAACAAGCUGGUCACCUGGCCUCUCUGCUCGCUGAGGCGUUACGGACGCGAUGCUACUCGCUUCACCUUUGAAGCUGGACGGAUGUGUGACAGCGGUGAAGGCCUCUACACUUUCCAGACCAGGGAGGGAGAGCAGCUCUACCAGAGGGUCCACUCUUCCACGUUGGCCAUUGCUGAGCAGCGCAAACAGGUUCUGCUGGAGAUGGAGCAAAGCAGUCGGUUGCUUCCCAAAGGUUCAGAACCUGGCUCCUACCCAUGCACGCCCACAGCCAUUUUACCAAGGUCUGCAUACUGGCACCACAUCACUGGGAACCAGACCAGUUUGGAUCAUGGCACUGGAGACCCUAGAGAGGACGAGCUACUGUCCAUACACCUGUCAGCUGAACGUCGCACCACACUGGCCCCAGCUAACUCACACACACACCUGACACACUCCACAACGCUGCCCUACUCAUCCUAAACACACACACACUUUGUCUUCUCAUCAGCUGGAUCUCCAAGUUUUGGACUUCCUCUGCUGUCUCUGAUAUUACUCGACUCCAGAGAGAUCUCAUCACAGACUGUCAAACUGUUUUAACAAUGGAGACAUUUGUUCUGCUUGCAGAGUGUGUUAGUCUCAAAGUGUGUUUGUCUCAAAGACUGUAGGGACAUUUUGCAUAUUUCUAUUUGGAAUAUUGUAUUAAAAGUGAAUGAAUGUCUUUCACACUCACAGCUGGUGUGCAUGUUACCCAAAAAAUAGAAAGCAUUAUGAUUCAGCUGCUGAGAUUCCAACCCAGUUCUUCUGGUUCUCCCACUCCCAUCAUGGCUGCUCUAUCAUAUGUACAGAUUAUAAAACUCUACCGCUGUUAAAGCUAGCUGCUAGUGUGGCCUUUUGCCUGGCAGGUUGCUGUUCUGAAAUGAUGAUUGUUUUACUGAUCAUAUUACUACUACCACAACAUCUACUACUACUAAUGAUAGUUAUAAUGCAGAUUGCAGGGAAAGAUGUUUGCAAAAUUGACAUUUAAAGAAACACAAUUGUCUGUCCAAUCACCUCUAUUAAACCACCUUAAGUCAUUCACUACCAUUGACGAUUAAAGUCGCUAUUUUAAAUACAACCACUCACUGCCAUUGGCGACUUAAGUAUUCAAUUGUGGGUUUUAACGGGGUGGCCUUGGGAACAAGUUUGUUAUCAGAAUGAUAAUGCCAUAAGCCCAGGUGGGCUGAUUCUACCCACCAAUCGGAAACUUCCCUAAUGGAAGGUGUGAAUUUGUGCUGGCUUAUCAGUCAGCAGUGGGUGUGUUGGCCCUGGUCAGCCUGAAGCAGACCACCUCAGGAAGAGGGCUGACAAACAGUCUGGUUACACCCUGAAAAAAGGCAGGCUACGCUAAUGUAGAAACUCUUUAUGCUGUACAGUCCAUGUGAAGCUGAUGCUAGUGUGAAAGGGGCUUAAGCCUAUAGCUGCCUAAACUACAGGGAUAACUCUGGAUAACCUAGCCUUUUAGAUAAAGGCAUGUUGGAGGCAGGGCAAGGGAGAGCCGUCUUUACCGAUUGUAUUUUCCACCUCUCUCUACUCCCUCACUCUUCCAGAUCUGGGCUAACAUCAGAAUCUAACCAUGUAAUACGAUCAAACAGUCUUAAAAAUAGACAAGGUGUCUGCCUCACGGACUAAAGCUGGGAGCUAGUUCCACAAGAGAGGAGCCUGAUAACUAAAAGAU